AUGCAAAGAAAACAUCCAACAGUUAAGUUAAAUAACUCAGAAAGUGUCGUAACCUUUAUUAGACCUGAACCUGCUAGCAAUGCUACUAGUGCCAGUUCUACAUCGACCAUUGGUGUUGAAAUCGAGAAUUUGACCCAAUCUGCAGUUACAGCGAAAGAUACAGCAGGCCCUUCAGGUGUGAAUAGAUCAGAAACUAACAUAAAACAACACAUAGUCUCUAACAGCAAUCUAUUUCAAGUUCGAGGGUUCUCAUUUGCUACACUCAUCAGUUGUUAUACAAUAACUAAAGAUUUAGUACCAAUCCUACCAUCAGAAAAACUAGAAGACGAUGUCUUAGUCAGAAAACUUCCAAACGGAAGUACAGUUAAUAUAAUUUGUACUGAUGAUACAGUUUUAAACAAAAAAACACUAACUUGCGAUUUCAAAGUAGGUUUAAAAAAACAUAAACUGUUUUAUGUGAAGCCAGUAGGAGAUGAUUGUAGCACACAUAAAACUAACUCAUUUAAACACACAAUUUUUAACAAAUUUAAUGUUUAA
Messenger RNA from Psylliodes chrysocephalus, 537 nucleotides. The record is from the annotation of a GenBank genome assembly. NCBI's taxonomy places the organism in Eukaryota, Metazoa, Arthropoda, Insecta, Coleoptera, Chrysomelidae.